UCAAAGACAAGGCAUCUCGCAAUGAAUUCAUUCCGCCUUUGCAAAUAGCCCCUGUUUUUUUUUUCUUUCUUUCUUUUCUUCUCUCUACUCCAAUCGUUUCAACAGAAACUCAACAAGGGGAAAGAAGAAGAAGGGCUUUUUCAAUUUCCUUCUGCUGAAAGAAAAAAGCCCGGGAAUGGCGCCAAGACGACGUCAACACAAAAAGAACAACAUGGCUGGUAACUCGCGCAUGGAUGCAGCCCUGGACGCAAUGCGUCCAUUUGGUUUUGAUGAACGACUAGUUCAAGAAACGGUUGGGGAGCUCCUAGAGGUUUAUGAAGGAACUCAAGGAUGGAUCUUUAUUGAAGAGGCCUCUUACAAGCUCCUAAUCGAAACCUUACUGGGCAAACAAAGUUCUGGAGAUGAGAAGAUAAAGGAGGAUCCUUUCCAGGAUAAUGCUAGAAAUGAUGGUGAUGGGAUUAGUGAAGCUAGCUCCUCUUACCGGGUGGCUCAAGACUCUUCAUUGCAGAUAACUGGGAUUCCUGAAGUUGGUUCCUCUAGCUUGGUGGCUCAAGACUCUGAAAUGCAUACUAGUGAUGGUUUGGACCCUGCCCCUCAAACCAUUGAUCAAGCUUCCCUUGGCAAUCUAGAAACUGAUGUUAAGGAUUCGGCUGUGUCAGCUGAUAGAGGAGGACGAGGACAAGGCAGUAGGGUGGAGUCUAAAAAUGAGCUCAAACCUGCCGAUAAUGUUGAAGGAAGCAAUUAUAGCACGUUUGUCGGGACUCAUAUGAUUGAUACCUCAGAAGCACCUGAGAAUCUUCCAUGCCGUAGGCGUAAACCUUGCUAUGGAUGGAUUGGUGGUAGUGAUGAUGAAGUGGAACUUAUCCGCUUUCCACUUCCACCAUUACCUGAACAUAUAGAGAGGCUGAUUAGGCAGAGUGAAACUCCCCAAAGUGGCAGGAGACGAAGGCGCUUGAGUAGAUGGGAUGAAAAGCCACAUGAUAUGUGAAUGAAUCUGUUGGCUCUUGUAUGUGUAAGCCAGGGUGAUUAGGAGCAACUUAUUGUUCAUGAAACAACAUAGUUUAACAUGGUAUCCGAAAUGAAUGUGUAAACAAGAUA
Molecule: messenger RNA, 1098 nt
Organism: Gastrolobium bilobum
Lineage: Eukaryota; Viridiplantae; Streptophyta; Magnoliopsida; Fabales; Fabaceae
Exons: 5
Coding region: 176-988 (270 amino acids)
Source: RefSeq, a predicted model, not a curated record